Molecule: messenger RNA, 5426 nt
Organism: Dryobates pubescens (Downy woodpecker)
Lineage: Eukaryota; Metazoa; Chordata; Aves; Piciformes; Picidae
Gene: MYO3A
Product: myosin IIIA
Exons: 36
Coding region: 240-5411 (1723 amino acids)
Biological process (GO): protein phosphorylation
Cellular component (GO): myosin complex
Molecular function (GO): protein kinase activity; cytoskeletal motor activity; protein binding
Source: RefSeq, a predicted model, not a curated record
GGCGCCCUGCCCGGGGCGGGCCGAGCUCUCCCGGCUUUGCCGGCGCUCGCGGGGGAUUAGCGGGGCAAAACCGCUCAUCCGCUGCUGACCCCGAGGCGGGACUGCGGCCGGGGCCGUCCGGAGGUGGAGGAGGAAGGCGAAUCCAAGACACGGCCGCUGGAGGUGGCGCGGCCCCAGCCCCCUCAGCAGGGCUGGCUCUGCAGGGACCAGAGGUUUCGCUGCGGGAGCCAUCAUUUGAGAUGCUUCCAUUGACUGGGAAAACAAUAAUAUUUGACAGCUUCCCUGAUCCCUCAGAUACAUGGGAAAUCAUUGAGACUAUUGGCAAAGGAACAUAUGGAAAAGUUUUCAAAGUGUUAAAUAAGAAAAAUGGCAGCAAAGCAGCAGUCAAAAUUCUGGAUCCUGUUCAUGACAUUGAUGAAGAAAUUGAAGCCGAAUACAACAUUUUGAAAGCUCUCUCUGAUCACCCCAAUGUAGUCAAAUUCUAUGGCAUGUACUACAAGAAAGAUGUGAAAAAUGGAGACCAGCUGUGGCUAGUUCUUGAGCUGUGCAAUGGUGGAUCUGUGACUGAUCUUGUGAAGGGGUUUCUGAAGAGAGGUGAAAGGAUGAAUGAACUGAUAAUUGCUUACAUUUUACACGAAGCUCUGAUGGGACUUCAGCAUUUGCAUGAAAACAAAACCAUCCACCGUGACAUCAAGGGAAAUAAUAUCCUUCUGACCACUGAAGGAGGAGUCAAGCUUGUGGAUUUUGGUGUGUCUGCCCAGCUGACCAGCACUCGUCUCCGGCGCAACACCUCGGUGGGCACCCCGUUCUGGAUGGCUCCGGAGGUGAUUGCCUGUGAGCAGCAGCUAGACAGCUCCUAUGAUGCCAGAUGUGAUGCAUGGUCACUAGGUAUUACUGCAAUAGAGCUGGGAGAUGGAGAUCCACCCCUUGCUGAUUUGCACCCUAUGAGGGCACUCUUCAAAAUACCCAGGAAUCCUCCUCCAACCCUACAGCAGCCUGAACUGUGGUCACCUGAAUUCAAUGACUUCAUUAACAAGUGCUUGACUAAAGAUUAUGAGAAGCGUCCAACUGUAUCCAGUCUUCUGCAGCAUGAUUUUAUUAAGCAAGUUGAAGGAAAAGAAACCGUGCUACAAAAGCAACUCAUGGAAUUUAUUGAUGUUCACCAGCAAAUGGGAGUCACUGAAAAAGCAAGAUUCGAACGUAUUCAUACAAAGAAAGGGAACUACAGUAAGUCACUUGUGUCAAACCAGGAGGAGGUAGAUGAUUUAGCAACAUUGGAGGUACUGGAUGAGAAUACAGUAACAGAGCAGCUGCAGAAGGGUUAUGCCAAGGAUCAGAUCUACACGUACGUUGGGGACAUUCUCAUCGCCGUCAAUCCGUUUCGGAACAUAGAUAUUUAUUCUUCACAGCAUUCCAAACUAUACAUUGGAGCCAAGCGGACUGCCAACCCUCCUCACAUUUUUGCUGUUGCUGACAUAGGUUAUCAGUCCAUGGUGACAUACAACUCUGAUCAGUGCAUCGUUAUUUCUGGCGAAAGCGGAGCUGGCAAGACGCAGAGUGCUCAUCUUCUGGUUCAGCAGCUCACUGUCCUGGGCAAGGCCAAUAACAGGACUCUGCAGGAGAAGAUCCUCCAAGUGAAUAACCUCGUAGAAGCAUUUGGCAACGCAGGCACUAUCAUCAACGACAACUCAAGCAGAUUUGGAAAAUACUUGGAAAUGAAGUUCACUUGUGGUGGCACUGUAGUAGGGGCUCAGAUUUCAGAGUAUCUCCUUGAAAAAUCUAGAGUUGUCCACCAGGCAGUAGGAGAGAAAAAUUUCCACAUUUUUUAUUACAUUUAUGCUGGCCUGGCAGAAAAGAAAAAACUGGCACACUAUAAACUGCCAGAAUAUCGACCUCCCAGGUAUCUGCAGAACGAUCAUUUCAGAAUAGUGCAAGAUUUCAUGAACAACAGCUUUUAUAAGUCUCAGUUUGAAUUGAUUGAACAGUGCUUCAAAGUCAUAGGCUUCACACUGGAGGAACUUGGAAGUGUGUACAGUGUCCUGGCUGCCAUUUUAAAUGUGGGAAACAUUGAGUUCUCUACGGUGGUGUCUGAGCAUACAAUUGACAAGAGCAACAUUUCCAAUCCAGUAGCCCUUGAGAACUGUGCGUCCUUGCUUUGUAUUCAAGCAGAUGAACUGCAAGAGGCCCUCACCUCUCAUUGUGUAGUGACUCGAGGAGAAACAAUUAUUCGUCCCAACACUGUGGAAAAAGCCACUGAUGUCAGAGACGCCAUGGCCAAGGCGCUCUACGGACGCCUCUUCAGCUGGAUCGUCAAUCGCAUCAACACUCUGCUCAAACCUGACAAGCACUUAAGUGAAAAUGAUGAUGGUUUGAACAUUGGGAUUCUUGACAUCUUUGGCUUUGAGAAUUUCAAGAAGAAUUCUUUUGAACAACUCUGCAUCAACAUUGCCAAUGAACAAAUCCAGUUCUACUUCAAUCAACAUGUCUUCGCCUGGGAACAGAAUGAGUACCUCUACGAAGGCGUCGAUGCAAGAGUUAUAGAGUACGAGGACAACAGGCCCCUCUUAGAUAUGUUCCUGCAGAAACCAAUGGGUUUAUUGUCCCUGCUGGAUGAGGAAAGUCGGUUCCCACAAGCCACAGAUCAGACACUUGUCGAAAAAUUUGAAGAUAACUUGAAGUCAAAAUAUUUUUGGAGACCCAAAAGAGUAGAUCUAACCUUUGGCAUUUAUCAUUAUGCAGGAAAGGUUCUCUAUAAUGCAAGUGGAUUCCUAGCCAAAAAUAGAGACACUCUGCCAGCUGAUAUUGUGCUGCUGCUGCGAUCAUCUGAGAACAACCUGACACGACAGCUGGUAACCCACCCUCUUACAAAAACAGAAUCUAUACAGAAUGGAGUCCCAGGCAUCUCAAGCUGCAGGGGAGGGAUUGGUCUGGUCAAGUGCCAAGGAAGUGGUAGAGGCUUCUGUCAGGGUCCUCUCUUCAGGGUAGGGGAGCAAAAGAGGGAGUGGAGUGCAUCCCUUGGGGUGAGGACUGAACAGAAAGGAUCAGGUAACCUGGCACACACAAAAAGCAAAACUACAAUCAGUUACCAAAUGUGGACACCCCAGAAAUCAAUCAGUCAUACAAAGACUGAAGCAGGAGAUACUGGGCAUCAUCCAAGGGAGACAACCAGCAUGAAAACACAGACAGUUGCUUCUUAUUUUAGGUAUUCUCUGAUGGAUUUGUUAUCCAAAAUGGUUGUUGGCCAGCCUCAUUUUGUCAGGUGCAUCAAGCCAAACAACGACCGGCAGGCGAACAAGUUUGACAAGGAGAAGGUGCUGGUGCAGCUGCGGUACACAGGGAUCCUGGAGACAGCAAGGAUCCGAAGGCAGGGCUACUCACACAGGAUCCUCUUUGCUAACUUCAUCAAACGGUAUUACCUCAUCUGUUACAAAACAAAUGAUGAUCCUCCAGUCAGCCCAGAAACCUGCGCUGCCAUCUUGGAAAAAGCUCGCCUUGACAACUGGGUUCUUGGGAAAACUAAGGUCUUCCUCAAAUACUACCACGUGGAGCAGCUGAAUUUAAUGCGGAAGGAGACAGUUGAUAUGAUUAUUUUGAUUCAAGCUUGCGUCAGAGGGUGGCUGGGUUCCAGGAGAUACAAAAAAAUAAAGGAACAAAGGGAACAAAGUGCUAUUAAAAUACAGUCAGUUUACAGGGGGUUCGUGGCUCGGAAAGAAUAUGCAAAGGCAAAACAUAACAAAAAAGUGGAAGAAUGUGUUACCAGAUUCCAAGCAAUUGCCAGAGGAUACUUACUCAGAAAGAAGAGAAAGGAACUAACAGAGGCAAGAAACAAAGCAGCAGUAACAAUUCAGUCUCACUACAGGGGAUAUCAGGAGAGGAAGAUCUUCAAAAGGAGGAGUGAAUCACUUAGAAGGAGUCAAACUGAAAAUGAAGGAUCCAUUAGUGAAAAGGAUGAAGAAUUUGAAGAUCAUGAGGAGAGUCCAGUUGGGGUGAAGCGUGCCCUUCCUAAAACAGAAGAGGAGGCAGUUGUCAUCGUUCAGAGCCACUACAGAGGCUACAGAGUCCGCAAAAAAAUAAAGGAACAGCACCAAAACAUAGCAGAAGAAGAAUUAUCUGCUGUGGAAUUCCUUGAAGCACAACUACAGCCAGCUCAAAAUGAUUCACUGGAAGAAGACACAAAUGAGGAGACUCAAGAUGAAACUGAUGCUGCUGCUGAAAGUGAGUGCUCUGCACACAGUGAGAUGGAGAAUGCACAGCAGCAACAGGAAAGACCUCCUGAAAGAGAGGGAGCUUCUGUCAGGCAGAGCCCUGAAGCAGAACAUGUUGGUGAAGGUGAAGAAGAGGCCUCUUCUGAAGGGCUGUCCAGCAAAUCUUCUGUCGAAGUCACAGAUGAACCUAGUUCCCAGCAGGAGCAAGGUCAUCAGGACACACUCGGUGCAGGUGGGCAAAAUGAAGACUCUGCUGUGGUGCAGCCCAGGACUGCCAGGGUUGUGGAAAGAAACCACCUGAGACAUGAAGCAGUGGUGCAUACAGGAUGCAAAGGAAUUAUUAGAAAAGAGUCCCUGAGAGGCUCAUGGAAACAGGCUGAGGCAGAGAGACGAGGUCCAGAAGCCAAGGAGAAGGCAGCAGUGGUUAUUCAGAGCAGCUACCGUGGCUACAGAAGGAGGGGACAACUCAGGAGAGAAGGGAAACUGCCUUACAAAAGUCAAGAGAGAACCAUGAAGGAGCCAAUAGAAGCAGUCCUUCAAAAUAAUGAUCCCCAACAAACAAAAGACAGGGAAGGCUCCAGCAGAGAGGCUGAAGACUCCAAGCUGCUGAAGGCAGACUCAGAGAAAGAGGCUUGUGACUUGGCAGCCUUUUCACGGCAGAUAUCCAAAUUAUCUGAAGACUAUUUAGCAUUGCAGCAAAAAUUAAAUGAAAUGAUCUUGUCACAUCAGCUGAGACCUGUGAUGCUGUCCAAAGAUAAGCAAGCCAAUGGCCGACUUUCCUCUCAUGUUUGUCAGUCAGUGGCGGCCAAAGUAGAAGACUCUCGCCCGAUGCUGAGACCUCCAAGGAGGCCACGGAAGCCCAAGACAUUAAAUAAUCCAGAAGACUCCACCUACUACACUCUAAUACAUAAAUCAAUACAGGAUGAGAAACGGAAACCAAGAAAAGAAAGUCUGAGCAAAGUGCUAGAUUUAGAUAUCUACUACCAAGAAAUUUCAUCUACUGAUUCCACCUCAAAGGACAGCAGUUCCACCACAAGGAAGAAGAGACACCCAGUGGAGCGCAGGACUUCAGUUUUAAGAGCUACUGAGCGGUCGAGGAUUGCAGAAAGGCCCCUGGAAGAGAGUAAAGCCGAAGAUAAUCCCUAUGACUACAGACGGCUGCUGCGGAAGACCUCACAGCGCCGGCGCCUUAUCCAGCAGUUCUAGCUGCUGCUGCUGCUG